GCCCACCCCGGGUGGUUGGUUUAGCCGGGCAGUGGCGGGCGCAGGGGAAUCCGGGCCGGCGAGCGCUGCCUUUUCGCCUUCCCUCGGCCAGGCCUGCGAGCCGGCUCAGCCCAGCGGCACCAUGUCGAGCCAGGACGAAGAGGAGGAGGAGCAGCACCGGGCCAAGGAGAUUCUGAGGGGAUUCAAACUAAAUUGGAUGAAUCUCCGGGAUGCAGAAAGUGGGAAGAUUCUCUGGCAAGGAACGGAAGAUCUCUCGGUCCCCGGAGUAGAGCACGAAGCUCGAGUUCCUAAGAAAAUUCUGAAAUGCAAAGCUGUGUCUCGGGAGCUGAAUUUUUCCUCCACGGAGCAGAUGGAAAAAUUCCGCCUGGAACAGAAAGUUUAUUUCAAGGGACAAUGUCUAGAAGAAUGGUUUUUUGAGUUUGGCUUUGUCAUCCCAAACUCCACCAACACCUGGCAGUCGUUGAUAGAAGCCGCUCCAGAGUCGCAGAUGAUGCCUGCUAAUGUUCUCACCGGGAACGUGAUCAUAGAAACGAAGUUUUUCGAUGACGACCUCCUUGUCAGCACUUCCAAAGUAAGACUGUUCUACGUUUGAGAGCCGGCCCGGGCAGGGCUCAGGCCUGGCUUAGUUCCUCCCCCCUCCCCUGAUUCCCGGGGGCCGAAUCCCCAGUUUCUCUCCCCCCCCCCCCCAAGUGGACAGAAGACCCUUUAGGAGAUCUAUAGCUUGGCAAGACUCGUGCCCUCUCUUCCCGCCUGUUGCGGGACAAGGCAACGCUGCAGCACCUCGUAGCCACCCCUGCUCGGAUAUUGAGUAAGGGAGGAAGGACUUUUGGGGGGGGCACCCCAGUGAGCAAGAAGGAUCGAGACUGUAAAUGGGUUUUGGGGGGUAUUUUUUUUUUUAGGUCUUUAUAUGUCUCCGUCCUUAGUUGCCUUCUUGGCAGACUGUCUGUCAGCUCAGUUUCUUCAUCGGCUCUUUAUUUGUUUUACGUUUCGUUUGCUCGGCUCCCCGUCUCUCUUUCUCUCUCUCUCUCUCUCUCUCUCUCUCUCUCUCUCUCUCUCUCUCUUUCUCUCUUUCGUUUUUUAAUUCCGACUCUCCUCUCGGUUUAACUGGUCCAGACUCAUUUCUUCCACCACCGUCCUGUUCCUUGAACUUGUAAAAUAGACUGCAAUAUUCUUACAUAAUGUAAUUAAAAAUAAAUUUCUGAUUGAAAAGCAAAAAA
This is a messenger RNA of Crotalus tigris (Tiger rattlesnake), 1217 nucleotides long. RefSeq names its product phosphodiesterase 6D (gene PDE6D). Gene Ontology annotation, biological process: sensory perception of light stimulus. The transcript has 5 exons. The record is from RefSeq and is a predicted model, not a curated record. Bases 122 to 592 code for a protein of 156 amino acids. Gene Ontology annotation, cellular component: cytoplasm. NCBI's taxonomy places the organism in Eukaryota, Metazoa, Chordata, Lepidosauria, Squamata, Viperidae.